AUGGGGGAAAAACCAGGCGCUCCAAUAUUAGUUGCUCCCCCGAAGCUAGCAUUAACGACAGAGAAACCGUGCCCUUGCACACGCGCUUAUAGGCCUGUGUGUGCUAGCGAUGGAAAAACGUACAACAAUCCAUGCUCGUAUAGAUGCGCCAAACAGUUAAAUCGUGCGCUGCGCGUGAAUCGCCAAGGACGUUGCGAGGAAUCUGAGCUUUGCUGCUGCACGAUGAUACAUAGACCAGUGUGCGGAACUAAUAACCGAACGUACCAUAACUAUUGCAUCCUGCGCUGUAUGCGACUAAGGUUUAACGAAAAGCUUCAGAUGGCGCAUCGAUGGGAGUGCGGAACGACACCGAGCGACUGGGAAGAGCGAGAAAUUGCGACGGUGAUGUUGCCUAUUAACGAAAACAUACCUCCAUCACCACUCGGGGUGUUCAACGAUACUGUAGAGAACUGGGAAGACUACGCACAUUUGGAGUAA
Molecule: messenger RNA, 477 nt
Organism: Anopheles maculipalpis
Lineage: Eukaryota; Metazoa; Arthropoda; Insecta; Diptera; Culicidae
Product: thrombin inhibitor rhodniin-like
Exons: 3
Coding region: 1-477 (158 amino acids)
Molecular function (GO): protein binding
Source: RefSeq, a predicted model, not a curated record